Acaulospora colombiana is the source of this 439-nucleotide messenger RNA. The record is from the annotation of a GenBank genome assembly. NCBI's taxonomy places the organism in Eukaryota, Fungi, Glomeromycota, Glomeromycetes, Diversisporales, Acaulosporaceae.
AUGCCAUUCUACCCGAUAAGUUGCAAGUAUUCACACAUACCCGGGGAGGAGGGCCACCGUGGGCGCGAAUCUUCGCGACUUGGUGGUUCUUUGUGCCAAGCGGAUAAGCGAGACAGUGCAACAUCAACCUCCUCGUACAGCAUUGAUAACUCUCGAUCCAUAGUCCAUGAAAUCCAGUUCUCUUACCAAUACAAAAGCAGAGUGUCAGAGGCUGUUGGAAAGACGGUGAUUUGGCCUUCUUCAAACGGAUGGAACCAAACUACAGCCGCUUCAUCAUCAUUCUCUCUGAUGAGCAGCUUCACUCCCCACUCUCUUGAGGUUGUUCGUAGCGAUUGGAAUGGUCGUCAAUCGUCCAAAAGUUCAGCACAAAUAGAAGAGAUUUUCACAUUUACUAUUGAGUCACUCCUCUUUGGGAGCUUAUGGCUAACCAUCGUCCUAU